Molecule: messenger RNA, 4550 nt
Organism: Synchiropus splendidus (mandarinfish)
Lineage: Eukaryota; Metazoa; Chordata; Actinopteri; Syngnathiformes; Callionymidae
Product: F-BAR and double SH3 domains protein 2-like
Exons: 22
Coding region: 200-2572 (790 amino acids)
Biological process (GO): neuromuscular synaptic transmission; regulation of actin filament polymerization
Cellular component (GO): neuromuscular junction; recycling endosome
Molecular function (GO): protein binding
Source: RefSeq, a predicted model, not a curated record
UGUAAAGGGGUUCCCCGUUAAUACCUACCCCCCAUUUCUCUUUCCCUCGCUGCUCCCCUGCUUCACAACAACACUGUAUAGCGCACAGCGAGCACACAAGGGUCACAUUCUGUUUCCGAUGAGUGGACAUUGACGGCCGAGCCACUGGAUUUACCACCUAUAUUCGCAGAGGAAAUACCAUUCAUGUCAAUGCUUCAAGAUGCAGCCGCCGCCGAGGAAGGUCAAAGUGACACAGGAGCUGAAAAACACACACACAGACCAGAUGACCCGGCUACACUUUAAAAAUCAGACUGAAUGUGACCUGCUGGAGGAUAUGAGGAGCUACAGUCUGAAGAAGGGACAGCUGGAGAGGGACUAUGCACAGGCUCUACAGAAGUUAGCGAGUCAGUAUUUAAAGCGGGAUUGGCCUGGAAUCAACCCCGAUGACCAGAGGACAGACUACAGGAAUGUGUACGCGGUGUGGAGGUCUUACUUGGAAGGCACAGUGCAGGUGAGCCAGUCCCGGCUCAACGUAUGUGACAACUACAAGAGUCAGGUAUCGGAACCUGCUAAGACAGUCAGACUCUACAAGGAGCAGCAGCUGAAGAAGACUUUGGAUCAGCUGAGCGGCAUUCAAGCAGAGCUGCAGGAGUCUGUGAAGGAGUUAGCCAAAGCCAAGAAAAAGUACUAUGAUUGUGAGCAGGUGGCCCACGCAGUACGAGAAAAAGCUGAUAUAGAGGCCAAGUCAAAACUUGGGAUUUUUCAGUCAAGAAUUAGUCUACAGAAAGCAAGUGUAAAGCUAAAAGCUAAAAGAAACGACUGUAACUCUAAAGCUACACAGGCCCGAAAUGACUACUUGCUCACUUUAGCUGCUGCCAACGCUCAUCAAGACCGCUACUACCACACAGAUCUGCUGCACUGCAUACAGGACUUGGACGGCAGCAUCUUUGAGCAUGUGAAGGACUACCUGAUUUCACUCUGUCGUACAGAGCUGGAAGCCUCUCAAGCAACUCACAACACUUUCCAGUUCUUGUUGGACAAAUCCACAAGGAUAAUUCAAGAAUUCAACCAACAGUUGUUCAUGCAGGAGAACCCAGUGUUUCACAAAGCACAAGACUUCCAAUUUCAGCCGAGCGAAUGUGACAUGACCCUGAGCUCGGUGCAGCAGUUGGUGGACAUUGAGCCGUCGCCAGUCAGUGCCAUGAGAAUGACCUUGGCAGAGAGUCGACAACUCGAGUCCGAAUCAGGGACAACAGAGGAGCAUAGUUUGAACAAGGAGGCACGCAAGUGGGCGACUCGAGUGGCAAGAGAACACAAGAACAUCAUCCAUUACAAGAGGUCGCUAGAGGAGUGUGAAACCCUGGGUUUGCCGCCAACUGAGCAGGGAAGAGCAGACUUGGAGAUCAAGAUAGAAGACACCAAAGAGAACAUACGCAAAGCGGAGACAAUAAAGUUGAAAGCUGAAGCUCGACUGGACCUCUUAAGGCAAGUUGGGGUUGCCGUGGAUACCUGGCUGAAGAGCGCAAUGAACCAGGUAAUGGAGGAGCUAGAGAAUGAACGUUGGGCCAGCUACACUUCCCACGACCCCUCACUGUCGGGCACUGUGGACUUGGAGCGAGAGGAAGGUGAGGAGUGUGAGGAGAACAUGGAGGUCUUUGACGACAGCAGCUCGAGUCCUUCGGGAACCCUGCGCAACUACCCGCUGACCUGCAAGGUCCUCUACUCAUACAAGGCCUCCCAGCCGGAUGAGUUAACCAUUGAUGAGCAGGAAAUGUUGGAGGUUAUCGAGGAUGGAGACAUGGAGGACUGGGUCAAGGCUCGCAAUAAGACCGGGAAAGUGGGUUACGUUCCGGAGAAAUAUCUCCAGUUCCCCACCUCCAACAGUCUCCUCAGCAUGCUCCAGUCUCUGGCCACGCUGGACGCUCGAUCGCACACGUCGUCUAAUUCUACUGAGCCAGAGCUGCACUCCUGCUGUGUCAACGGAGAAACCAACAUGGCGUAUGUGCGCGCUCUUUACGAUUACGAAGGCCAAGCGGACGAGGAGCUCUCCUUCUCAGAGGGUGCUGUGAUUCGACUUCUGAACCGCGACACCCAGACGGAUGACGGCUUCUGGGAAGGGGAGCUUAAUGGACGCGUGGGCGUCUUUCCAUCAGUGUUGGUGGAAGACUUGACAGAAAACGGAGAGGUCAGCGGUGGAGGCACGGGUGACGCACAGCAGAUAUCUUCAUCUGUGAAGCUGCCUUCGUCUCUUCCACCUCUUCCGCUCUACGACAAACCUCCCAUCAGCCCUUUCACCAGCCCCGAAACUUCCACUCCGUCAACACUUCCCCGAUCGCCUUCCGUCGCCCUGAACGGAGAGCACAAGCCUCCGCUGCCUUCUUCUCACAAGGGACCGCUGUCCUCUCACAAUCAAACGACUGGAAGGAGUCCCGUCUCUCCAGGAUUUUCCCAGCCACUGCGCUUCACCCCUGAAGGUGGCGGCCCGAGCAAACUGCGCCCUGUACGCGCCGCUCCCCCUCCUCCCAAACAGCACCCCCGCCGACAGCAGGAGAAGGGCGAUAAAACCGAGGAGGUGGAGAUCACGCUGGUGUGACAGGCAAGCACAUCGCCAAAUAACGACACAAUCGGAAGAGGAACGUUGUGCCGCAAACUAACUCCAUCACCUCAUGGCGAGUCGAGGUCCAGGACUAGCAGAAGUAGCGCCUCCAUUGAAAUAGCCUGCCUGUGAGCUUCCUCACAGAGUUCAGCAGGCUGCGCCCCUCUCCCCUCUUCACCUUCUCUUUUUCUAUUCUCGCCUUAAAAUCUCAUCGGGCAGCAACCCACAGCACACAGAAGAGGAGGAGGGAUGUCUGGGAACAGAAAGGGGGUGAGGGACACUAAAUAUAGGGCACUCAGUUUCUACUGUUUGUGCUUGUUAAGCCCACUUUUGUGCAGUAAAACACUUUGAACAUGUUCAACUCUGUUGUCGUGACCAGAAAGCAAAUAAAUAUUCUUCAUUUAUUUGUAUUCUUGCACCUAAAUGUGUCACUAUUUGAGGUUGCAUAGGUGAAGUCUUGUUGUGGGAAUUGGGAAAAUACUUCACUACGUUUACGAGUUUUCCUCACACUUGUCUAAAGUGAGCUUAACAAGACCAAAUCGGAGUUGCCUCGUCAAACAGGGUUUUGCAAAGGAUAAAGACUGAGUGGUGUGUCUGACCCAUCCUCAGUCCUCCCCCUCUCCAUAUAUACUCCUUAUCAUUCUACUUAUUCAAUGUGUAAUAGUACAGUACAUUACUGUUGUCAUAGGAAUGUUAUACAAAGUGUUCAUAUAUUCCGCCGAAUGAUAUGUAGUGAAAGUCCUUGUCUUAUUGGGAAAGGGCGUUGUGUACAUAUAUAUAGUGUGUGGGAGGGGAUAGAAAGGGUGGAGGACGGAGAUGGAGUGAGAGAAAGGCGAGGCUGGAUCCUCCCCUUCUGCUCUCAUUUCCUCUUUCCCUCUCUCUAUUCGUACCCUCCCUGUUUUUCUCUGACAGGACUGAGUCGUAUACAGUCGCGUGAUACUACACCAGUCGUCGAAGUGCUUUGUAAGCCUCUGAGAACUGUUCUUUUUUUAAAUGUUGUGAUGAUGACCGUUUUUAUUUGGAAUUAUUCGGGCACCGAAAAGGUUUUAUAAGCCUAAACAAAUCAGCACCCGCGUGCGUUUUUCCCCUCAUCAACCCCUGUUUGCCGUCACAGACUUUUCCUUACAUUUAAGUACUGCAUUUUCUCCAAGCUCCGCUUGCCUUCUUAUUCCUUGGCCAACAGGCAGAGUAGCACUUUUGUUUCUCCACAGUAGCAGCUCUUGCACCAGACCGACGCGAGACUAAUCCAAUCUGCUGCGUUAUUGUUUUUAAGACGUGUGUUCUGUUUCCAUCUCUUCUGAAGAGAUGCUGUAAUCCGACGUACAAAUCAAAAUGAUUUUAUAUGAUAUAUUCAAACAAAAGAGAGAGAGAGAGAGAGAGGCAAUGUGUGAUUACUGUUUUCUGAAGCUGAAUUACAAUCAGAUUUUUAAUUCGCUUAGCAGUUCUGCGCCACUUUCACACUCCGUAAUUAUUCUGGCAGUUUUCAAGAGCAAACUUUGAGUCGUUUCACUCGUUCAAGAGUGGUUACUGGAUAUAAACUUUUUCUUUUGUCGGGCCGAGAACAAAGUGGUAUUGAGAAACAUGCUUAUAUUUAAUGUGUCUGUAUAUCAGUACAAAGCUAGAGAAGUGUUUUCAGAUAUUUGUCAUCGGAGGGAACUUUAGUAAGUAAACCAUUUGUUGGGUUCAAACUAAAUUGUAUUAAAUGUUAAUAAAUUCAUCUGACUUUUUUUGUGAAUGUGGAAUAUGCAUAUCAACCAGACUUCAAACCUGUAAACCAGUUUCUCCUGAUAUAUCAAUAUCUGUUUUUUUAUUUUUUAUCUUUUUUAAUAUUCUCAUUUUUUACAUCCUUCAGUACGGAGCAGCAGCUGUCAUGGUGACAAAUACUGAUAAAAGGUGCAAAUGUCCUGCGUAUUAUUACUGGCUGUACAAAAACAAAGUUUGUAUUUAUUGUGUACAAAUGUUAAUUAAUAAAAAA